Molecule: messenger RNA, 1343 nt
Organism: Drosophila biarmipes
Lineage: Eukaryota; Metazoa; Arthropoda; Insecta; Diptera; Drosophilidae
Product: glutathione S-transferase 1-1
Exons: 2
Coding region: 478-1110 (210 amino acids)
Biological process (GO): glutathione metabolic process
Molecular function (GO): glutathione transferase activity
Source: RefSeq, a predicted model, not a curated record
UUGAGCUGAUAGCAAAAACAAUCAACGUCAAAGUAAUUUUGGGCAAACACUUGAGCUAAUUUAAAAAUUUCAUUUAUUCAAUUACCUGGACUGAGCUAAAGUAAUUAGAAACUUGAUCGAAAUACCACAUUUUGAAAACCAUUUUGCUCUAGUAUUCGUCGAGUUCUCCUAGUCUGGAACCCCUUCUUUUGACAAGUCAUUCGCGAUCGAGCAAAAAUAUUUGUCAAUUAUCACCCGUACUUAAUUGAUCCAUCAGCCACCAUUAUACUCGUGCAGUGGUUAUCUUUUGGCGGUUGGGUUGUGUGUAUAAAAAACGGCUAAGCCACGGGGAACUCUUCAGUUCUGUGUCGUUCUCCGACUCCAGCAUAGCGCAGAAGAAUUGCUGACUAUCUCGUAAGUUGAGCUACCGAGCGAAACCCCCAUUUAUUACGCCAGAUUGCGUCAACAAAUCCAAAGAAAAGAUCCCUCAACCGUCGAAUGGACCUGUACUACACACCCGGAUCUGCUCCCUGCCGCUCUGUUCUGAUGACGGCCAAGGCCCUGGGCGUGGCGUUCGACAAGAAGACUAUCAUUAACACCCGUGCUGGGGAGCAAUUCAAGCCGGAGUACCUCAAGAUCAACCCGCAGCACACGAUCCCCACGCUGCAGGAUCACGGCUUCGCCUUGUGGGAGUCGCGCGCCAUCAUGGUUUACCUGGUGGAGAGGUGCGGCAAGGACGACAGGCUCUUUCCCAAGGACGUGCAGAAGCAGGCCCUGAUUAACCAGCGCCUGUACUUCGACAUGGGCACCCUCUACAAGAGCUUCUCCGAGUACUAUUACCCCCAGAUUUUCCUGAAGAAGCCGGCCAAUGAGGAGAGCUACAAGCAGAUCGAGGUCGCCUUCGAGUUCCUGAACACCUUCCUCGAGGGUCAGACCUACAGCGCUGGAGAGGACUACAGUCUGGCGGACAUCGCCUUCCUUGCCACUGUGUCCACCUUCGACGUAGCGGGCUUCGAUUUCAGGCGGUAUGCUAAUGUGGCCCGCUGGUACGAGCACGCCAAGGAACUCACCCCCGGCUGGGAGGACAACUGGGCCGGUUGCCAGGAGUUCCGGAAAUACUUCGACAACUGAUCUUCGAAAUCUCGUAAAUUGUUGUUUUUUUCAAAUUUAUAUGCACAAAACAAUCUUGUUCAAAGUCACCGAAGCAAAUAGUUCUGUAGCAAUGAAAUACAGUAGUUUCCUGUUUGAAAUAGUUGGUAAUUAGUUUUUCUUUUGUCUACUAUUUAAUAGUUUAACUAUUAUUGACAAAGUUACGUUUAUGUGGCUAAUUUCUUAAAAAAAUAAAUAACAUUUUGUACAAAAAA